CUUACGUCAGAUGACGUAAGGCAACAUGGCGUCGGCGGAAUGUGUUCGCAAAAGAAGGGCUCGAGAAGAGGAGGAGGAGGAAGAAGAAGAGAAGGAGGAGGAGAAGGAAGAAGAGAAGAAGGAGGUGUCUGAAAAGCAUGAAGGGUCUGAGGAGGAAGGAGAUAAAGACCAAGAGCGUUGGGUUGGGCCCUUACCUGGGGAGGCUGUGCAGGCGAAAAAGAGAAGAGUUCUUGAGUUUGAACAUGUCUACCUUGAUAAUCUUCCCAGUGCUUCAAUGUAUGAGCGUAGUUAUAUGCACAGAGACGUCAUUACUCAUGUAGUAUGUUCUAAAACAGAUUUCAUAAUAACAGCCAGCCAUGAUGGACAUGUCAAAUUCUGGAAGAAGGUAGAAGAAGGAAUUGAAUUUGUUAAACAUUUUCGUAGCCAUUUAGGUGUUAUCGAAGGCAUUGCAACCAGCUCAGAAGGGGCGCUCUUCUGCUCUGUUGGGGAUGAUAAAGCAAUGAAAGUUUUUGAUGUGGUGAACUUCGACAUGAUCAAUAUGUUGAAACUUGGCUACCAUCCGGGUCAGUGUGAGUGGGUCUAUUGCCCGGGUGAUGCUAUCUCUUCAGUUGCAGCCUCUGAGAAGAGUACUGGAAAAAUAUUUAUAUAUGAUGGUCGAGGCAAUAAUCAGCCGCUUCACAUUUUUGAUAAACUACAUACAUCCCCUCUUACUCAGAUACGGCUGAAUUCUGUUUUUAAAAUCAUAGUAUCUUCUGACAAGUCUGGAAUGAUUGAAUAUUGGACUGGUCCUUCCCAUGAAUAUAAAUUUCCUAAAAACGUGAAUUGGGAAUAUAAAACAGAUACCGAUUUAUAUGAGUUUGCAAAAUGUAAAGCCUACCUAACCAGUAUGAGUUUCUCUUCUGAUGGCAAAAAAAUGGCUACUAUUGGCUCUGAUAGAAAAGUCCGGAUUUUCAGAUUCUUAACAGGAAAGCUUAUGCGAGUCUUCGAUGAAUCUUUGAGUAUGUUUACUGAGCUACAGCAGAUGAGACAGCAACUCCCUGAUAUGGAAUUUGGACGACGUAUGGCUGUGGAGAGGGAAUUGGAAAAGGUGGAUGCUGUAAGGUUAAUUAACAUCAUUUUUGAUGAAACUGGACAUUUUGUGCUCUAUGGGACAAUGUUGGGAAUUAAAGUCAUCAACGUGGAAACAAAUCGAUGUGUGAGAAUCCUAGGUAAACAGGAGAAUAUCAGAGUUAUGCAACUGGCUCUGUUCCAGGGAGUGGCAAAGAAACAUCGUGCUGCUGUUACCGUUGAGAUGAAAGCAUCUGACAAUCCAGUUCUCCAGAACAUCCAAGCAGAUCCAACAAUAAUCUGUACUGCCUUUAAAAAGAACAGAUUUUAUGUGUUUACUAAACGUGAACCAGAAGAUACCAAGAGUGCAGAUUCUGAUAGAGAUGUCUUCAAUGAGAAACCAUCUAAAGAAGAAGUCAUGGCAGCCACUCAAGCUGAAGGGCCCAAAAGAGUUUCUGAUAGUGCCAUUAUUCACACAAGCAUGGGAGAUAUCCAUGUCAAACUGUUUCCUGUUGAGUGCCCCAAAACAGUAGAAAACUUCUGUGUACACAGCAGGAACGGUUACUAUAAUGGACAUACCUUUCACCGGAUCAUAAAGGGUUUUAUGAUUCAGACUGGUGAUCCUACUGGCACUGGCAUGGGAGGUGAAAGCAUCUGGGGAGGAGAAUUUGAAGAUGAGUUCCACGCAACUUUACGACAUGAUAGGCCAUAUACACUUAGUAUGGCCAAUGCAGGACCAAACACCAAUGGCUCACAAUUCUUUGUAACAGUAGUACCAACGCCAUGGCUGGAUAAUAAGCACAGCGUAUUUGGAAGAGUCACUAAAGGAAUGGAAGUUGUUCAGAGAAUUUCAAAUGUGAAAGUUAAUCCAAAAACAGAUAAACCCUAUGAAGAUGUAAGCAUUAUUAACAUCACUGUGAAAUAAUAGUAAUAUUAAUUUUAAAAAACACCUCAGGGACUUGAGUUAUAUGUAAAUCUUAUGUAUUUCUGGCAUAAAAAGUUCAGAACAGAUUUCAGUCAUGUCUUCAAAAUGCUCUGAAAAAUAUUUUUAAUGUUUUUAAUAAAGGUAAAAAAACCCACCAUAUUAAAACAAUCAUUUUGUUUCUCAUAUAUACAUACAUACAUACAUACAUACAUAUACAUACAUACAUACAUAUAUAUAUAUAUACACACACACACACACACACACACACACACACAUAUGUAUGUAUGUAUGUAUGUAUGUCUUAUGUGGAUAUUAAUUGGUUUCUAGGCUUUUUUGAAUAACUUGGCAUGGGAAGCACGUGCUAUUCCAUUUUCAUAUUGUUAUGUUACUAUUACUGGUAUGGUUUUGUUUACCAACAACUCACCUUGUGAAAUGGUCUUUUUGCAGAUGACUUCACAAAAAAAUUAAAUUAAAAUUAGAUAUUUCAGAUCUGAUUAAAAAUAUUUUAGUAGUAUUUGGUGUGACAAGCAGGAUUGUUAGUAAAUGCAGAUUCAUCCAGUUGCCCAAACUAGUUUUAUGUGGAAAUCUGAGAUCAGUAUUUAAAAAAACAUCUUAAAAAACAUCAGUAUCUAAAAAAAGUCUUAGCAAUAACACUGUGAACUUAUUAAAUUGGGUAGAGGAUUAUUUGCAUUUUAAAUGUAACUCUACUCAACAUUCUAUCUUAUCAGAUAUCUCCUUUCUAUAAUCCAUUAUUUCAUUUUGUGGGAUGAAAAAAUAGGGCAAACUGAAAAGCUAGCACAUUUUUAUAUUUGAAUUAGCCCAGUACAAUAAAUAUAAGGGACUUAUAUAAGGGACUUAAUAUAAGACCCUUGUUAUAAGAAGACAUUAGCUGGGAAUGUUAGAUUUCUUGAGAGUGGUUUCUUUAAGUCUGUAUUUUCAAAGCAUGUACAAAAGAUGAGACCAAAAAGUGGCUCAGCAUAAGUGAAGCAUAAUUUUCUGAAGCAAAUAUUAGAUAUAAAACAGGACCUAUUCAUAUGCCACAGUAAACCUAACCAGAUUACAGUAUUAUAGAUCAGAAUGGGAAGUGAAUGGAAAGCAUAUUGAAUUCUUGUUUAUAUAUAAAUUAUAAUGUGGUUCCUAUGGUUUUUGAUUUAGCGAGAGUAUUAGGUAGUGUUCCUUUAAGGAUAAAUCUGACAAAGCUCUAACUACUGGCCACCAGCUAAGAAGAGAACAUGACUGAAUCAUGCUAUUGCCAAUUUUGAGUUCAGUUCUGUUAAAUUUAUUCUAAACAAAUUUAUUCUAAAUUUAUUCUAAAGUUUUAUACAGAAUAUCCUGUAAAAUCUAUUCAGAGGCUCUCCAAACAUUGCCAAAAUUCCAAGUGAAAUUACAUUAAAUAUUGAUUAUAGGUUCAGUACAGGAAAACUUGGCACAUGGGACUAAAGAUAUGUCUGUAUAUCAAUUUAAGAAAAAUAAAUUUUGCAAUGUAAAAAUUCUAUAAUUUAAAAAGUAUCAUGACAAUUAUAGCAAUUCUUUUAUGUUGUACUAUUAUUCUAUAUUAAUUUCUUCUAGCAACUUCUUACUCUUAUUUUUCUUCAUUAUGUUGAUGCUGACUUUUGUUGCUUUCUAUUUUUAUAAUAAAGAAUAUGGUUUAAUUGUG
Molecule: messenger RNA, 3629 nt
Organism: Pantherophis guttatus
Lineage: Eukaryota; Metazoa; Chordata; Lepidosauria; Squamata; Colubridae
Gene: PPWD1
Product: peptidylprolyl isomerase domain and WD repeat containing 1
Biological process (GO): protein peptidyl-prolyl isomerization
Molecular function (GO): peptidyl-prolyl cis-trans isomerase activity; protein binding
Source: RefSeq, a predicted model, not a curated record